Molecule: messenger RNA, 864 nt
Organism: Rosa rugosa (rugosa rose)
Lineage: Eukaryota; Viridiplantae; Streptophyta; Magnoliopsida; Rosales; Rosaceae
Product: MFP1 attachment factor 1-like
Exons: 2
Coding region: 150-659 (169 amino acids)
Biological process (GO): mitotic cell cycle; lateral root development
Source: RefSeq, a predicted model, not a curated record
CGAAGGUUGAAGAUAAAAUAAGAAGAAAAAGGUAAAGCAUUGAUAUCAAUGUCAGCUCUCACUGUCCAGCGUCCACAAUCAGAGAGACAGAGUAAUAACUUCUAAGCAGAGUCCCCAAAUUGAAAUUGAAAUUGAAAUUUCAGCUCAAAAUGUCAGACGCCGAGAGCACCGUGGAAGCCGUCGAUUCCCAAGAGCCACCCAAGCAGCAGGAAUCACAGGAUCGGAAGCCCAGCUCCGGCGCCGCCUACAGCCUUUGGCCUCCGACCGACCGCACCCGCAACGCCGUCGUCGACCGUCUCAUCGAGACCCUCACCACUCCCUCCCCUCUCUCCAGACGCUACGGCACCUUGUCCGCCGACGAGGCCAACGAGGAGUCCCGCCGAAUCGAGCAAGACGCCUUCGCCGCCGCCGGGGGAUCCGCCGCCACGGAGGUCAGCGGCGAGACCGGGAUGAAGAUCCUGCAGAUCUACUCCAAGGAGAUCAGCAAGCGCAUGCUCGAGGUCGUCAAGGCUAAGAACGCCGCUGCUUCUGCUGCUGAAAACGGCGCGUCCGAGACCGCCGAGACUGGUAGCACCGCCGCCGCCGACGAUGCCGCCGCCGCCGUUCCCAGUGAGGAUGUCAAGACUGAGGAAUUGAAGACUGAGACUGAGUCAACCUGAUCUGCGUCAGUGUUAGGCAUUUCUAGCUUUAAUAUUAUUAGUAUUAAGAUCUAUUUCGUACUGAUUGUGGAUUUCUUAUGAUGCCUACCCUAUUAUAACAAUCUAUCACACAGUUUAAAUAUUUAGGUAUUGUCGCAAUGCGCUUCCAUUUUCUCUGUUUUAUAUGAUGUGGUGGUUUGGUGUUGAGUAUCAAUCUGCUUUGUUA